Clonostachys rhizophaga is the source of this 399-nucleotide messenger RNA. The record is from the annotation of a GenBank genome assembly. NCBI's taxonomy places the organism in Eukaryota, Fungi, Ascomycota, Sordariomycetes, Hypocreales, Bionectriaceae.
AUGUCUGAAUAUACAUCGACGCGCGAAGGGUUCCAACGCGCCAUGGAAUGGAGUCUCUCAGGCGAUCCAAACGAAGCCAAGGCUUACGCGGAGGCUCUGUCCACGCCCAAUUUCUACCAGGUCAUGAAUGGGAAGCGCUUUGCGUUCGACACCUACGUUGAGGACAUCGCGCAGUGGCGGGCCAAAGUCAGUGACUAUAAGCCAGUCGUGCAUGAAUUUCUCCGUGACGGCGAUCUCCUAUCAGCUCGCAUGACAGGAACAAUCAAGGUUGAUGGCAUGCCGACACAUUUCGAAUGUUUCAUGUUUGCCAAGGUGGACAGGGAGAGCGGGAAGAUGGAGUACUUGAAUGAACGAUCUGUCUGGGGACCUGCUGGUGAAUCUCCUAUCUAUGGUGUUUAA